Messenger RNA from Chelmon rostratus (copperband butterflyfish), 2815 nucleotides. Its product is annotated as interferon-induced protein 44-like. The record is from RefSeq and is a predicted model, not a curated record. Bases 176 to 1507 code for a protein of 443 amino acids. The transcript has 8 exons. Gene Ontology annotation, molecular function: GTP binding. Lineage: Eukaryota; Metazoa; Chordata; Actinopteri; Chaetodontiformes; Chaetodontidae.
GCGUCAACUGCUUACACCCAAUGCUCAGCUCCACCUGAAUGGAAAGUGACUCUGUUGCUCUUUCCUGAACCAGCUCAACGGUCAGUGAAAACUUAAAUAUCUGUCUGUCUGUGUUCAGACAGAGAACUUUAAAGGCUUCAGACGGUGAGGAACCUCAGCAGAACAACCAUCCAGAAUGAACCCCAGGCUAACCAGGAGCCAGCAGAAAACAGUCUGUGCCCAGCUGGGAAAUGUCAAACUACAGCUGCUGUACAAGGCCAGCAUCCAUGGCUUCACCGGAGCAGCCUUCCACCAACGAUGUGACAACUGCUGCCCCACAGUGUCUGUGGGCUACAACGCCGCUGGUUAUGUGUUUGGAGGUUUCACCAAACAACCUUUCACUCGGUCUGGACAGUACGUGCACGAUGACCAGGCCUUUCUUUUCACUCUCAGUGGAGAAAGCCUCCUCAAAUACCCCGCCACUAGUCCAGGUUAUGCAGUGAAAAUGAUGAGUAACACUGGUCCAUAUUUUGGGGAGGCGUUGGUUCUUGUCAAUGGAAACCAAGCAGCAGUCUACAGCAGUCCAGGAAACUACUACAACUUCAGUGCUGCAGAGAUGCAUGGCAACGACCUCACACUGACUGAGUGUGAAGUCUAUCAAGUGGAGGUGAUCCCAGAGUACGAGAAGCCGUGGAGGCCGGUGGUCUGGGAAAAUGAGCAGAGGAUGGAGCUGAUGGAGAGCAUUAAGAGCUACAAACCCACAGUCAGCUCAGUGUCCCAGGUUCGGGUCCUGCUCAUUGGACAAGUUGGAGCUGGAAAGUCCAGCUUCUUCAAUUCCAUCAGCUCUGUAUUCAGAGGCCACGUCACCAACCAGGCCAUCGCUGGCUGCUCGACCACCAGCCUCACCACGCGGUUUCGCACCUACUCCGUUAAAGUUGGACGAGGAGGAAAACCUCUGCCGAUCAUCUUGUGUGAUACCAUGGGACUGGAGGAAAGCACGGGGGCGGGGCUUGACGUGGAUGAUCUCGUCAGCAUCCUCAAAGGUCACCUGCCGGACCGUUAUCAGUUCAACCCCUCUGCUCCUCUGCAUUCGGAGGCCCAAGGCUAUCACAAGUCUCCUGGCCUCAAGGACCAGAUCCACUGUGUGGCCUAUGUUGUUGAUGCCUGCAAGGUCUCCAUCAUGCCCACAAAGCUGGAAGGAAAGUUGGAAGCUAUCCGCAGAAAGGUCAACCUAAUAGGGAUUCCUCAGCUGGUCCUGAUGACUAAAGUGGAUGAAGCCUGUCCUUUUGUUUCCCAGGACGUCAGGAACGUUUAUAGGAGCUGCUACAUCAAGGAACUGAUGCAGGAGGUCAGUGGUCGGAUCGGUGUGCCGAUGUCCUGUGUCGUUCCGGUGAAGAACUACAGCCAGGAGUUAGAUUUGGACCUGAACUGCGACGUCCUGCUGCUCAGCGCCGUCAUCCAGAUGCUCCGCUUGGCUGAUGACUACUUCGAUGAGAUCACUGACCAAUUGUUAGUUGAGGGUCACUAAUGGCCAACUGACAGAAAAUUUCGAUAACCAGAACCGAUUGUUGUUAACACUGAACAGAUGCUUGAAUGAGGAAGUCUUCAAGGAACUGGUCGAUUUUGUCAUUUGCAUUGCAUGAGUCGAGCAACUUGUCUUGCUUUGUUCUGUCACUGUAUAAGGUGAACUCUGAAAGCGUGACAAAGAAUGCUAUGCACUGGUCAGCGUGUCAACAGUCACAUACCACUGUGUUGUAUGAUAGAAAUGAGUAAGCAAUGUGAUUAAAAAAAAAUGUUAGGUUAGAAAAGCAAAGUUUCUAAUUAUGCUCGUAUUCAGCUGUUUCUCAGUGGUGGAAGAAGUGUUCAGAUCCUGAAGUGCUAAUACUCACACUGAAAAUACUGCAAAAUACUGCAUUGAAAGCAAAAGAAUUUGAGUAUAAUUGGAAAAUUGUACUUAAAGUAUUAAAAGUACUCAAUGCAGAAAAAUGCCUGCUGUGACUGUUAUCCUGUUAUAUCAUUUAAUUCUUAUUACACUUGCAAUGAAAAAUGAUUAAAUCUAAUUUAAACAACUAAUUUUGGCAACAAAUUUUCUGUCAUUCAACUCAAAUCAUCAAUGAUCAAUCAAAUACUCAUUUCAGCUGUACUUAUAUAUAUUAUAUACUGUUGAGUAACCUAAUUCAUUACAAAGUUAUAUGUAUGUUUUGUGUGAACAAAUCUUACUGCAAUGUAACGAGGAACGAAAGCUGUCAGAUAAAUGUAGUGAAGGGAAAAGUACAAUGUUUCCCUCUGAAAUGUGGGCAGUGGCAUGAAAAAAACUCAAGUAAAAGUACAUGUACUACUUUUUUUCUUAAGUACUUGAGUAAAACAUACUUUGUUACAUUCCAUCACUGCCUUUUCUUCAUGUGUUCUUUACUGGUACACAAGACACACCAGAGAAGAAGAGUUCACACAGGAGCUGAAGCCUUGAGGCUGGAAUCGGAUCAGUUUAAACACUAAUAAAACCGGGUACAGAUUGCACCGCCACAUUUUCAGUUACGUUAGUUUUCUCUAACAAUUUCUCUAAUCAAACAUUGCCUUUUACAUUCCUCCAUGAUUCCUGGUAUCCUCUGUAUGUGCUCCACAGACACCAACAAACCUUCACAAAGUCACAUUUAUCAUGUUGCACAUUAUGCAUAUUCAGCCUGUGCUUAUAGUUGUGGCAGUGACAAUAGAUUCAUGCAGAAUUUGACAACUUUUUAAAUGUUUAAGAGAAUUGAAUGUGUGGGUUCCCAUGUCGAUCCUUUCUUAUUCCUAAAAUGUGUGACACCACGUAGUGUUCAGCUGUUCAAUAAAAGCU